CGGAAAGGUACAUUAGCGGUGGUUUUAGGCAUCCGGCCAGUUCGCGAGCCGCCACAUCAUCACGAGACGCCCGUAGUCGCGAACGGCAUUAAAGUUUCAAAUUUUCAUUCGGUCGGACGGACGGUACCCAGAGUUCAAUCCGCAUCCGCAAACGGUUUUCAGUUCGCCUUUUCGACUUUUUUCAUCGACCCAGUUCGCCAAUAAUCGACCGAGAUGGUUUACGAAACCGACUUUUACACCACUCGAAGACCCUACAGGGCAUCUCCGUCGCUCUCCACGUACACACUGACGAGACGUGAAAUACCCUGGGAGAAGGUGCCGUUCGUGCCCCGUCCGAGCCUGGUGCCGGAUCCGGUGACGGCGUUCGGCAGGCGCAAGCAGGAGCGACCGGCGCUCGCCGGCGUCGAUAAGAUCGCGAUAACGCCACUCGAGCGGGCUGAGAUCGCGCCGAAAGUGCGCCUGGAGCCGCUGAGACCUUAUAAGUCCGCACGCGACCAGACCAGGGAGAAGGUGCUCGGCGCGCUGCAGAAGCGCACCGAGCGCGAACAGAGUGGUCCUGCUGCGCUCCUGCCGCAAAAGGACGACGUCGAUGUGCUGCUCGCCAAAAUGCAUAAAAAUUCCGAAAUGUACAAUCUCCCUUACAAGCGGAAAUUAAUUUUGGCGUCGUACCUCGCCUAAACACAAGCUUUUUUUAUUAAUUUUUGAUAUCACAACAUUUUUUAUCUAGAAGCUAUAGGUUUAGGUUUGAGCAUUUUUCUAGCACAAUGAAUCAGUAUUUUUGAGUAUUAUUAGCACACACACAUUUUUAAACACACACACACAUGCUUUGAAUAAGCUUACAAAUGAAUUUUUAUUGUCUGUGCUUUGAUUGUUUUUAUCGCACGUCUAUUUUUGUAUAUUUUUGUGAUAUCUCGCUUUUAAUACCUGGAAACUUUAUUAUACAAGAUGGCAGCUUGCAGAAAAUAAAUGUACUUAUAAACUA
Dalotia coriaria is the source of this 982-nucleotide messenger RNA. RefSeq names its product protein anoxia up-regulated-like. The transcript has 2 exons. NCBI's taxonomy places the organism in Eukaryota, Metazoa, Arthropoda, Insecta, Coleoptera, Staphylinidae. Bases 214 to 678 code for a protein of 154 amino acids. The record is from RefSeq and is a predicted model, not a curated record.